AUGAUUAUAACCGAUGACACCCCGAGCUCUCCGACAAAGGCCCAGCAAGCCCUCUCGGAGGCCCCUGCGCCAGAUACUAGGGACAACAUGCCACCACCUGCAUAUCCUGGACCGAGUUCAUAUCAGAACGCUUUACCAUUGCAAUCUAGCCAGCCUUUGUUGUCUCCUCAGGCCGACGACUUUGAGUAUGAACCUGUAGAACCAGCGGGACGAAGAUUCCUGAAAGCCUUUGCGCUCGCAGCCCUUACCUACUGCGUACUUGGUCUAUUCACGCAGGGCACCGUCGCGAUUGCGCAGCGAGGGAAUCGCCGGGGAGGGUGGAUUCGCGUUAAUCCUCGCAUACAGGUCGAUCGCGACAUGUACGGAUGGCCGUUGGUCAGCGAUGGCAAGAUUGUGCAAUGCGUGGCGGGUCGAUCAAAUUGGGACAACGACUAUGCUGGCGUACGGCCGAGCAAAUCCUUCGAAUUGCCCCUUUCAUCCGACGUUCUAUAUCUGUUCUCUCGCGGGCGCUUGUCUCAAGGGAACGUCCAUAUCGUCCACGAUGCAGAUUGGAGAAACCCAAGCAGUGUAAAAGUGGACGUCUCGCUUCACCAUGCAUCAACGGAGAUAUUGGACCGGAUCAGUGUGUGCCAACUUGAGCGACAGGAAGGGCAUUCGGGAGUGGGAAUUUUCACACCCCUGAGAUGGCCGUUCUGGUCUGAUUCCGCGUUCAGGUUUAAUGUCACUGUUCACAUUCCAAUGACGGAUGCUGCUUUGGGUCCUACUCUAGUCUCAGCCCUUGAAACAUCUCUUCCACAUUUCUACCAGCACGUAGGCGAUCUCAAUGGCGACGUUAUAUUCGAUUCGCUGUCGCUGAGGUCGACCAACGCCCCGAUUCAUGUGGAGCCUGGCGAGUCUGAUCCCGUUCAUAGUCCGACGACAAACGAUGCCAUUGAGGGCAACUUCUAUACAUCAGACGGCUUGACCUUGAUGACGACAAAUGCCCCAAUCAAGGCGGAUGUCGUCCUCUACCACGAUGCCAAGGGCAACAGUACUGCUGUCACCAUAAAGACGACCAACGAUCCGAUCACCGCCAACGUUCAUCUCAUAUCCAAGGCGCCCGCCUUGACAGGCGGCAAUUACAGCGUCGCCGCGCAGACGACCAAUGGGCCGUUGCGCCUAAGUUUCCCUGAGUCUGCGCUCGACGCACAGCUCGACGUGCGCGCGCGGACGACGAACGCGAUGGCGGAUGUGCGCAUGCACCGGGCAUUCGAGGGCACGUUUGAGCUGCGCACGACAAACGGACACAUCGAGGUGCCGUUCGACCAGAAUGCGACCGAUCCAUCGGGGCGGGGCCGCAUUCGGCAGCUGUCCGUUUCGCAACGCAACAAACUCGUGACGGGCUGCGUCAACUGGGGAGGGGCUGCGAGCGAGGGGCGUGUUGAAGUACAAUCGACGAACGGACCGAUUGCGAUGCGACUGCCGCUUGUCUCACUCAUGUUUUUAUAUCCGCCGUGUGGUCGGCAAAACGAGUGCCCUCAAUUUGCCUCUAGUGCCGCGCACGGACUGUUCCACCGUGAGCAUUCCGGUGUAGUGUCGGUCGUUGAACGGACCAACUUGCGAGAGGCCGAGGACCCGCGUAACGUUGUUCUCUUUGCGCAAAUGCGACCGCUCACCUUGGCUGGAUCAUCUCGAGCCAGUUCAUCAGAAGAUGUGGCCGCCACAAGCGUCCGUGAUCCCGCCUCGGAACUACUCAGGGAACCACGAAAAUAG
This is a messenger RNA of Postia placenta MAD-698-R-SB12, 1752 nucleotides long. RefSeq lists its product as hypothetical. The transcript is spliced from 8 exons. The coding region runs from base 1 to 1752 and encodes 583 amino acids. The record is from RefSeq and is a predicted model, not a curated record. NCBI's taxonomy places the organism in Eukaryota, Fungi, Basidiomycota, Agaricomycetes, Polyporales, Adustoporiaceae.